Molecule: messenger RNA, 5008 nt
Organism: Anoplopoma fimbria (sablefish)
Lineage: Eukaryota; Metazoa; Chordata; Actinopteri; Perciformes; Anoplopomatidae
Gene: ppp4r3a
Product: SMEK homolog 1, suppressor of mek1 (Dictyostelium)
Exons: 15
Coding region: 1113-3575 (820 amino acids)
Biological process (GO): DNA damage response; protein dephosphorylation
Cellular component (GO): protein phosphatase 4 complex; nucleoplasm
Molecular function (GO): protein phosphatase activator activity
Source: RefSeq, a predicted model, not a curated record
UUAGAAACUGGGUUUCUGGACUGUUAUGUUACUGUCUCUUUAAAUGUGGCGCGCUGCCCUGUUGUUGCUGUGCUGGAAACCCCGUACUGACUCUGAAGGGACCCAAGAUGGCUGAAUACUCACGGGGGGGGCAGUUAGCAAUUAUCUGAGCAAGACGUCGGAAAUGAAUGGCAUAUAGCAUUAAUGUAAAGCGUUACCCUGAAAUAACCACACGACUACAGUUUGUCGGUUUGCAUAUUCUUUUGGGGAUGCAUGAAUACCAGUAAGGAGAGAGUGGUCUCUCCGCGGCCCCGAGCCAGAACAUGGCGGAACACUUGGGGAAGAAAUAGCAGCUAACGCUAACGCUAGCUAGCUGGCGUAUUAUUCAGACACAAUUAGAAACAUUGGUCGAGGUUGAACACUGUAUAUUCGGUCCGCAUGUGUGAAAUAAUGUUAUCGGUGCACAGCUUUGGGCAUUUUUCUUUAUUAAAGAGUUGUUUAACGUUGACUACAUGGAGCGUAGGCACUUAGCGCACUGCUAGCUAGCUAGCUAGCUAGUCAACUCGUUGGGGUUUCUAGCUAACGUUGCCCGCAAGCGUACAGACUGUGCUGAUAAACAGGCAGCUUGUUUUUGAGGAGGGGGGGGGACAAAGCGUGUGACGGUGGGGCUUAUGUAAAUACCCCUCUCUCAUCUGUGUGCUAGGGGUUUCCAGUGUCUGACAGCCCUCGUUUUGUCGACUAACGAGGGCUAACCAGUGCCCUCCGCACUGCAUUGAGCCGUCGUUAGCUCGCUACAAUGGUCUGUGAGAUGACUGCUUUCAACACUGGCGAGAUAAGUUUUGAGGCUGCUCGUGAGAACAAACAGAUCUUGUGAUUGAUGCAUAAUCAAUAGGAGGGGGGGUGGGGGGUCUUCCUGUAUACUAGCCUGGGUGUUCCUCUUUUACGCCACCUUGAAAUAACUGAUUGACCCCUGACACUCACGUUAAGUAUUAGUAGUACUGCAUUGUACACGUGACCAGGUGUGAGGAGUGGGUGGAAGUUGUGGCGUUUCUAAGUGAGGCAGACACCCUGUAAAAAAAGAAAAAGUCAAGAAGGUCCGGAAAGGGGAAACCGGUCACAACUACUCUGCCAGGAUGACGGACACUCGUCGACGAGUCAAAGUCUAUACCCUCAAUGAGGACAGACAGUGGGACGACCGUGGGACCGGACACGUCUCCUCGGGCUAUGUGGAGAGGUUUAAAAGCACGUCUCUGCUGGUGCGAGCAGAGAGUGAUGGUUCUCUACUGCUGGAGUCCAAAAUCAGUCCAAACACAGCCUACCAGAAACAACAGGAUACUUUAAUAGUAUGGUCAGAGGCAGAAAAUUAUGAUCUGGCACUCAGCUUCCAGGAGAAGGCUGGCUGUGAUGAAAUCUGGGAGAAAAUAUGCCAGGUGCAGGGAAAGGACCCAUCAGUGGACAUUACCCAGGAUGUGGUCGACGAGUCUGAGGAGGAACGCUUUGACGACAUGUCCUCACCGGGUCUGGAGUUACCACCAUGUGAACUGAACCGCUUGGAGGACCUGGCUGAGAUGGUGGCCUCCUCACUCCCAUCACCACUGCGGCGCGAGAAACUGGCACUAGCUGUGGAGAAUGAGGGCUACAUUCGCAAACUCCUGGAACUGUUCCGUGUGUGUGAGGAUUUGGAGAACAGAGAGGGACUCCACCACCUGUAUGAAAUAAUUAAAGGCAUCUUCCUGCUUAAUCGUACUGCCCUCUUUGAGGUUAUGUUCUCUGAGGAGUGCAUCAUGGACGUCAUUGGUUGUCUUGAGUUUGAUCCAGCUCUUGCGCAGCCACGGCGGCAUCGGGAGUUUCUAACUAAGACGGCCCGGUUUAAGGAGGUGAUCCCCAUCUCUGAUCCUGAACUGCGUCAGAAAAUACACCAGACGUACCGGGUGCAGUAUAUUCAGGACAUGGUGCUGCCCACGCCCUCUGUUUUUGAGGAAAACAUGCUGUCCACCCUGCACUCCUUCAUCUUCUUCAACAAGGUGGAGAUUGUGGGCAUGCUACAGGAUGAUGAGAAGUUCCUGACAGACCUCUUUGCACAGCUAACAGAUGAGGCUACAGAUGACGACAAAAGACACGAACUGGUGAACUUCCUAAAGGAAUUUUGCGCAUUCUCACAAACGUUACAACCUCAAAACAGAGACGCCUUCUUCAAGACAUUGUCAAACAUGGGCAUUCUACCUGCACUAGAGGUCAUACUGGGAAUGGAUGACGUUCAGGUGCGUGGGGCGGCCACAGAUAUUUUCUCUUAUCUGGUGGAGUACAACCCCUCCAUGGUACGAGAGUUCGUCAUGCAGGAGUCUCAGCAGAAUGAUGAUGACAUCCUCCUGAUCAACCUGAUCAUAGAACACAUGAUCUGUGAUACAGACCCAGAGCUAGGUGGAGCGGUGCAGCUGAUGGGUCUGCUACGGACUCUGGUGGACCCUGAGAACAUGCUGGCUACUGCAAAUAAAACAGAAAAGACAGAGUUCCUGAGCUUCUUCUACAAGCACUGUAUGCACGUCCUCUCAGCUCCACUGCUGGCCAACACCACAGAAGAAAAACCAAGCAAAGAUGACUUUCAAACAUCCCAGUUGCUGGCCUUGAUUUUGGAGCUGCUGACAUUCUGUGUUGAACACCACACCUACCACAUAAAGAACUACAUCAUCAACAAGGACAUUCUCAGGAGGGUACUGGUGCUCACGGCCUCUCAGCACGCCUUCCUGGCCCUAUGUGCCCUACGCUUCAUGCGGAGGAUCAUUGGUCUGAAGGAUGAAUUCUACAAUCGCUAUAUCAUGAGAAACUUUCUCUUCGAGCCUGUCAUCAAGGCCUUCCUCAACAACGGCUCACGCUACAAUCUCAUGAACUCAGCUAUUAUUGAGAUGUUUGAGUAUGUCCGUGUGGAGGACGUGAAGUCUCUCACAGCUCAUAUAGUAGAGAACUAUUGGAAAGCUCUGGAAGAUGUCGACUACGUCCAAACGUUCAAGGGCCUAAAGUUGCGGUAUGAACAGCAGCGAGAGAGACAAGACAACCCCAAACUGGAUAGCAUGCGCUCCAUCUUGAGGAACCACCGCUUCCGUCGUGAUGCACGGACACUGGAGGAUGAAGAAGAGAUGUGGUUCAACACAGAUGAGGAUGACCUUGAGGAUGGCGAGGCAGUGGUUCCUCCCUCUGACAAGAUGAAGAAUGAGGAAGACCUCAUGGAACCUAUAAGCAAGUUCAUGGAGAGAAAGAAAUUGAAAGACCCAGACGACAAAGAUGUACUGGGGAAGUCGAGCUUAUCCGGCAGGCAGAACCCAAGCUUCAAGCUCUCCUUCUCUGGCUCCACUAAAACCAGCCUGUCCAGCCCUCCAUCAUCUGCCUCAUUGAACCCAGGUUCUCCAGGAUCACCAGGUUCUCCAGGCUCAGGGGCACGGAGCUCACCCUCCACCACGACUGUAACCACAAAGGGAGGUUUAGUGGGACUGGUGGACUACCCUGAUGACGAUGACGACGAGGAUGAAGAAGAGGAGGAGGAUGGGGAGAGUAAAGAGGAGCCUCUGCCACCUUCGAAGAAGUCCAAACUGAGUUCCUAAAGAAGCUUCACUGUCCCAGCCGGUGCUCUGCUCGGACAGUUUCAGCUCAUAGACUUCACACAGGAAUGAUCAAACUUGUACACAGAUUGAAUGAAUUAAGAGCCCCCCCUCGCUGUCAGCGGGCGGCCAAAAAGAGGAGCAGACUGUGAACGAACACAACGCCUCCUCAGACUAGCCCACUUCAUACAAGUGCCAAUCAGGAAACCGGGAGUGAAAAAAACGUCUGAAACGUGUAUCAGACGUGUGAAUGUUGGGGGAGAACCGAUCACACUCUGUAGAUCGUCAGCAGUCUCGGACAGAACGAGGACGGGUCGGAGUUUGGUUAUUUAGCAACCGGAGGAAACGACCACAUACAAAACAUGUACACAGACUGAAAUCCAAGAGAGCUUGCGGGCUCGGACCAUAACCCACUGCCCCCCCCCCACUCAGGGAAGGACAUCACAGCGGCCCAAACGGGUCGGCCAGUUCAGACCCAGAACCACGACUCGCACCCCCGUCCCCCUCCUCAGACUUCACCUUCCUCCUUGUUUCUUUCUACUUCUUUUUCUCCUCUUCUCUUUCCUCCUUUCUUCGUCUGUCGCUUCUCAACACUUUUUUUUUUUUUAAGUUAGUAUAUAGGACCAGACGGGAGGCAGCAUGUGGCAAAGAGCUGUCCCUGUUGUCGUUUGAUGAUGUCAUCAGUGUUGUCGUUCCUCAGCGGACGUUCUUUCUCUGAAGAGAAAAAAAAGCCAGCAGUUUCUUCAUUAUUUUCUUUUUUUGUUCUCUAUUUGUCUCUCAAUCUUUCUCCUGUUUUUUGUAAAUGAUGACAAAAAAAGACCUGCCUUUAAAUGUUCAGGACGUUUUCAGUCACACUUGAACAGGUUUUUAAAGACCUCAGUAGGUGAGCUAGUUUUACCCUUUUUGCCCUUUGAAACUGCAGAUUUUUUGGAGAAUUUGUAAUCCCGUCUUGAUUAAAGAUUGAGUGGAAUUCUAGAUGUGAUGAAUUUUGUCAUAUCUUUUCCUUUUUUUCCUUUUACAUGAGUGUACAAUUAGUUGUUCAGAAUAUUUGGGACCAUUAAAAUGAUCUUUGCUGUAAGAUGUCCUACUUACUACCCUUUGUCCAAAUAACUCAAGUGUUUCCUUGCUGCAUCGUACUGUUAUUGAUCAGUCCACAAGAACUUGACCCUACACCCGCAGCACAGAAGGUGUCGUUGGGUUUCCAACAUGGUUCCACAAACUAUCAUCCGGCAAAUCAACUCCACUCCACUCUAUGAAAGUUAAAGAAAGACCUCCAAUCCCACCCUAAUACUGUAAAUAUGUGAAAUUUCAGUGUACAUUUUCAUACUUUUAAAACAUGUCUGUUAUUACCAAAACUAAUUGAUGUUGUGAAACCAUGUACAUGAGAAAAUAUAUGGUCACAUUCUUUUGCUCUAGGAAAAACUAAUUUUGUUAAU